Vollenhovia emeryi is the source of this 1191-nucleotide messenger RNA. RefSeq lists its product as uncharacterized. The transcript has 3 exons. The coding region runs from base 25 to 1191 and encodes 388 amino acids. Lineage: Eukaryota; Metazoa; Arthropoda; Insecta; Hymenoptera; Formicidae. The record is from RefSeq and is a predicted model, not a curated record.
AUUAAUGUGAACAAGUGCAAUCCUAUGCGCGCGGGAUGCCACAUAGACAUGCCAGAAGUGGUGAAACGAAAGAAAGCAGUGAUCAAUGUACAAUCACAGGACAAUGCGUGUUUCGCGUGGUCGGUGGUCGCUGCUCUGUAUCCAGCUGAAAGGCAUGUGGAUCGGAAAUCGUCGUAUCCACAUUACAGCGAUGUGUUAAACCUGCGAGACGUUCCAAUGCCAAUGACAUUAAGUGGUAUUAAAAAGUUUAAACGGUUGAACAGUAUCUCCAUUAAUGUGUACAGCAUCGAUGAAAAGAACAAUUGUGAACGCGCGAUCGUACCACUACGAGUUGCUGACGAGAAGAAGGAGAAGCACGUGAACCUUUUAUACCUGCAAGAUCAGGAGGGUCACUUCGUCUGGAUAAAAAACUUAUUCCGCCUCGUAAGCUCGCAACUCAGUAAACAAAAGGAGAAGAAAUACAUUUGCGAUCGAUGUUUGCAUUAUUUCCAUUCAAAUGGAAAGUUGGAAGCCCACAGCGUGGACUGUCAACAGAUAAAUAACUGCGCGAUUGUAUUACCCAGCGAGAAGGACAAGUGGCUCAGCUUCAACAACCACAGCAGGAAGGAACGCGUGCCGUUUGUAGUGUACGCGGACCUUGAGUGCAUCUUGAUAAAGACUGAUACCGAUACCAAAGCAUACCAGCACCACCAGAUAUUUAGCAUCGCGUACUACGUCCACUGCUCGUAUGACGACUCGCUGUCAACGUACCGUUUCCGCCGCCACAUUGAUUGCAUCGCGUGGUUCGCCAACCAACAAGAAGAAUUGGCAUAUCGUGUACAGAAUAUUCUGUCGAGUAAUGUUCCCAUGCAAACACUUUCUAAAGAACACAACGAUUUCGAUCUAUUGACGCGUAAAGGUGUGUUUCCAUAUGAAUAUGUGGAUUGUGCGAACAAGCUGCAGGACCCGCGUCUACCUCCACGCGAGUCAUUUUUCAGUUCUUUGACCGGAGUCACCGUAUUCGAGAGCGAUUACGUGCGCGCCGAGAAUGUCUGGCAGCGGUUCUCCAUCCAAACCUUAGGCGACUACAGUGAUUUAUAUAUGAAGAUAGAUGUCUUGUUAUUGGCCGACAUUUUUGAAAAUUUUCGCGAUAGUAGCAUCAACAGUUAUGGAUUAGAUCCCGCGUAUUAUUAUACCAUGGAGAAUGUAUAA